UACUGGAUCAUAACGAUGAACAGCACCAUUCCCAGGGAUCCAUUUAAUGAUGCAUUCAUAAAGAACUUCAUCAGUGUAGCGCUGGGUUUAAUCAUCAACUAUAUAAAUGGAACUUUUGUGCUUGUUUUCUUAAAAAAUGAUAUUUUCCAUAGAGAGCCCAGAUAUAUUUUAUACAUUCAUUUGGUUAUUAAUGACAUGAUCAUGCUGUCCGUUUCUGUGAGCUUACAAGUAGCCACAUAUACUGUGCGUUUCUUCAAUGUUUCAGUUUGUUGUUUUGUGUUGUUUUUAGCUAAUACAGUCGCCAAAAACACUCUUCUAAAUCUGGCCUGUAUGUCCAUCGAGCGUUAUAUCGCCAUAUGUAAGCCGCUGCAUCACUCGCAAGUAUGUACGGUCCGCAGAACCUACAUCCUAAUCUGUUUUAUAUGGACUAUGUCGACAGCACCGUCUUUAAGUGAUAUUUUCAUUAUGGCAUCAGUUCGACCUGUGACCUUUUUCUCAACCACCAUUUAUUGUGUCAAGUUAUACAUUUACAACACUUGGCAACAUGAUGUCAAAGACAUUGUAGUGAAUGUUGUGUAUUUAUCAUUUGUAUGGAUUACGCUGAUUGUCACCUAUAUCAAGGUUCUUUUGGCUGCAAACGCAGCAGUCUCGGAUCAGACAUCUGCAAAAAAGUCCCGAAACACGAUACUGCUGCAUGGUAUUCAACUUCUGCUCUGUAUGCUAUCGUACGUCACGCCGCUAAUGAUUACAAAACUUGUGGAACUUUAUCCUCAGAGUCAAACAACUAUUCUGUACAUUCAAUUUUUGUUGGCAAAUAUUCUGCCAAGGUUAUUGAUUCCACUCAUCUAUGGGGUGAGAGAUAAACAAUUUGCUCAGCGCAUCCGGUUGUACUUUUGUUGUAAAUGAGGCAGGGCACAGACAAU
This is a messenger RNA of Paramisgurnus dabryanus, 923 nucleotides long. The record is from RefSeq and is a predicted model, not a curated record. NCBI's taxonomy places the organism in Eukaryota, Metazoa, Chordata, Actinopteri, Cypriniformes, Cobitidae.